Blepharisma stoltei is the source of this 516-nucleotide messenger RNA. Lineage: Eukaryota; Ciliophora; Heterotrichea; Heterotrichida; Blepharismidae. The record is from the annotation of a GenBank genome assembly.
AUGGAAACUAAUAAACAGGCAAGAAUCUGUGGAGGAAUUAUUUUAUCAUUGGCUAUGAUGUAUUAUGGCUAUCAAGUUUAUGAUUAUUCAAUUAGCUGAUAUGAAAUGGAAAAACUUAAAAAUGCUACAGUAUGCUUCGAAGUUGACAUUUUAGAGUCAUGACUGAUUUCACAUAACAUUAUAUGACUUCUUGCCCUUAGCUUGCUACUACUGAUCUUGAUAAUUCCAGAAAUCCAAGCGUUGUUUUUAUGCUUUCUAUAUAUAUUAGGCCCUUUAUAUUUAUCCUGGAGCUUAGUCGCAACUGUAUAUUAUGGCCUUUUUAUGGCAUGCUGCCGAGAAAUCCGAGACCGAUGUGUUAAUUUUUAUCCGUUUCAGGACCCUCCAGGAUUUAUUGCCCUAAUAACAGUUUCUAUUAUUUUUUCUUCUUUAUUGACCAUAUAUCUUUUAUCAAUCCUCCUUGAAAACCUUUUAAGUUAUUUUAGAGAAAGAUUCCAGCAAUACAGUCAUUUAUUAUAA